AUGACUUCACCAUCUACAGUGGACGAUGUAUCCCAGGCCAUGUCGGAGUCGUUUCUUCACCUCUCGCAGAACGAUACCGACGAGGUGAGUCUGACCCAGGACGAUUUUACCAAUACCUACCAUACCAAUGAUAUAUCGAUGUAUUUGAAAAUGGCCCAAUCGCUUGAUAAGAAAGAUAAAAAGGAUAAGAAGAAAGAGACGGAUCGAAGCAAGCUCCAAAGGAGCUCACUCGACAAAAUAGGGUUUGAUAAACAUUCCAUCGAAAGCGAAAGCACUUUGGAACAGGUGGAUAAAGACGCUAAUGCAGAUGUGCCGGUAUCUGGGCAAGAGUUAUUCAAAAUGAUUAAACCAUACUUGGAAGAAUGGAAAGAGGAUAGUGGAGACGAUUCGAUCUUGGGAUCAAUGGAAGAGUCGGCAAUCACUACUCCUCCACAACUGAGAGAAUACAAUGAUAUCAAGCUGGAAUUACAAAAACUCAAACAACAAAACGAACAAUUGGCGAAAGAAAAUGCUUUUUUGAAAAAUGAUUCAUCAAAAUAUAAGUAUAUGAUGAUUAAGAAAGACAACGACGAGUUAUCCAACGAAAAUGCUUAUCUAAAUAACCAAAUUAAACAAUUAACUAAACAGCAGGAGUACCAAAGAGAGAAAGCAAAUUUAGAAAUUGAAAAACUAACCAAAAAAAUUGGUAACCCUACUCAAAUGAUCAAUGAAUCAAACCUAGAGCCCAAAUUCAAUCAUUAUUAUAAAAAACUACAAUUAUAUAAACUAGACCAUCUUUCAAACGUUGAAUUAUCAAAUAUAAUCAAAAAUAUCAUGCUAUCCCUACUAAUCACCGACUUUAAUAACUUACCCCGAAUGAUGAGUAAACUAGGUAAGUAUAUUCAAAUUACCAAUAACUUUAUUGAUCAAUUACAUCAUCGUGUCUAUAAUAACAAUACAAACCCUUCAAUGUAUCUUCGACAAAUGGAACUUGAUCUCAAAGACUUACAACUGUGUUUAAACGAUCUUCUAAAUAAAUAUACGUGA
Molecule: messenger RNA, 1026 nt
Organism: Hyphopichia burtonii NRRL Y-1933
Lineage: Eukaryota; Fungi; Ascomycota; Pichiomycetes; Serinales; Debaryomycetaceae
Exons: 1
Coding region: 1-1026 (341 amino acids)
Source: RefSeq, a predicted model, not a curated record